Molecule: messenger RNA, 4815 nt
Organism: Linum trigynum
Lineage: Eukaryota; Viridiplantae; Streptophyta; Magnoliopsida; Malpighiales; Linaceae
Source: the annotation of a GenBank genome assembly
GGUCAAACACCGAGUCAGGUUAGUAUAACAACAACUUAUUUGUUGUUACUAUAACAACAAGGACAAAACGGUAAACAGACAUAAAAAAAAAUUAAAACUUUAAAUCAAUUAUCGCAAACCCUCACCUACGCUAAUUCCCACUCAGAUCUCACCUUCCUCUGGCGCCGACAUCAACGUUUGAGCAAGUGACGACGACAAGGAUAAUCGUUGGUUUUCUGCCGCGAUUGUUCUCCCUCGUCCAAAGCUAGCCACGCAUCGCCUCUGCCAUUGUCGAUCUCUGCUUCACCACCACACACGAGAGAGAUCGAAGUACGAAGGUCAUCGCCGAUGAUGACAUCAAAAUUGUAGUCGGACUCGGACCAGAGGCUGCACUGGUUUCCUUCUUCCCAGUCGAAACUCGCAGGCGACGCUCUGCUUCUUCCGGGUCGCCACUCGCAGGCAGGGCUCUCCUUCUUCUUCCCGGUCGAAACUCACCUUCUCCACACUGCCGUUGCGCCUCUCCCAAAUAGGGAUGACAAUCAAACCCAUGGCCGUGGGUAUUCGACCGCCCCCGAUCCAGUCAACGCGGAGAAUCCCCGUUUUGACCGGGUAUGGGGCGGGUAUGGGUAAAACCCGCAAAAAGUUUGAUGGGUAUGGGGCGGGUAUGGUUUUAGCCUCCCCCGCCCCAUACCCAUCCUCAUACCCGCCCCACCAAGAUAAUUUCUUCAUAUAUUAAAAAAAUAUGUGCAUCAAAUUAUAAUCUAUCAAUGACGAUGAGGAUAACUUGAGAAAAUAAAUAGUAGAAAUGCAAUUGAUUGACCACCUUAAUCAAAAUCUAAUUCAUUUCUCUCAAUUAUCAUUUCACUCUUUCACUUUUCCCAUUGUCAACAAGAUUAUGUUAGUUAAUUAUUAUUUAGUAGAUGUAUCAGAGUUAGAACAUAAUAAUUUGUAAAAGAUUAUACUCUAUAUUAUGUAUUAGUGGAUAUUUUAGGAUCAUAAUCUUUGAACCAUAUUAAAAAAAUGACCGUGUUUUAUUGACUUCAUGAUAUAAUAUGUUCGUUUAGAAUUAUAAUUAGAACUUUUCUUGUAAGUUUUAGGUAUAAUAAUGUUGGAUGUACGGGUAUGGAUAUUACGCAUGGGGUACCCGAAAUCCACGAGUAUGGGGAUGGGUUUGCAAAACAUUCCCCCGCACGAGUAAGGAAUUAUAAACAAACCCGCCCCAAACCCGCCCCAUUGCCAUCCCUACUCCCAAGCCAUUUCUCCCCCAUCGAUGGCGUCCUCCUUUGUAGAUCUCGUCACGGCGGCGCCUCAUCUGGGUCAAACACGGCGCCCUAUUCUUCAGCGGCUGCGGCGAUUCUUUCGCCGUCGUCCCCUUUCCCCGCCCAAAUCGUUGGAGACAAAUAAAUUGUCGGCGGUGGAAGUGUUGUUCGAUCUCCUCUUUCUCCAUAGGGCCGACGACGAGCCCAAUUUAAACGACUCGUAUCCGAAUAUGUUCCAGAUCCAGGGCGACCCGGCUUGCGUCACCUGUUUCUUGGCCUUGCUCUGUUUCUCCAUUGCUGGGCUGUAAUGGUGGAGAGAAGGAAGAGGGAGAGGAGAGUGCUUUUGGAAUUGAAACUGGGUUUUCAGGAUUGGAUUAUUAGAUAGGUAUGUAUAUAUAUAUAUAUAUAUAUAUAUAUAUAUAUAUAUAUAUAUAUAUAUGGGAACGACUCGUAUGCUCCAGGCAUAUACUAUACUCCAGACUCCAUCACCAUAGAUCUAAUCAGACGAUCCAUAUUUAUUUAGAUAAAUUAUUUGUUUAUUAAUAAUUAUAAUUACUAAUGACACUCAUUAAAAUUUUAUACGUACUAUAUAGUCCUUCAACAAUUUUUAUCAAUGUUUUUAUAUUCCAAUACCUUUUCUUUCGAUAAUUCUUUCUAAGAUCCACAAUUUAUAUCAUGUCGAUAUUUGGUUGAUUGGCGUCUCAAGUUAAAUUCAAUGUCAUUUUUGCAAUCGUCAUUAGUAUCAAAUACAUUCCUUUGAGUUACGCAGAUGAAAUUAACUCAUUCAUUAUUAUGAACCCAGAUUUCUAUCCUCCCGACCCUUCCCCUCCCCUCUCGUUUCUGCUUCGUAGAUCUAUCUCCGACGAAGAAUCUCCACUAGAAAUCGUCUGCCCAUCUCUCUCAAGCUCUAAUCCUUCCCGUCCUUCUGUCGUUCGUUCUCACAAAUGGCAGCCCUAGCUGCCGCCAUCGGUUCCUAGCGCCCGGCUAUCUUUUCCAUCUUCUUUGUAUUUGAAGCAGAGAACUAAACGUAGCUGGGGAAGGGGAGAUGGACAGUGGUGGCUUAAUCACGGCCGCCGCCUCCGCCCUCAGUCUUUCCAUCCUCCGUUUUUCUUCUUCUCGGCGGCAAACGGAGGUAAAGGAGGCCUAGAUUGAGGACGACGAAACAGUGGCCUCAACCAGGGUAUAAUAGGUAAAGACCCGUAUCGACGAAGCGACACCCUUCUAUUAAUCAAACACGCUAAUGGUGGGUUUCUAUUUUGAAAUCUGAGUUUUGGCCAUAUGAAUGCUAGCUAAUCACCCUGUCCAUCCUCCUCCCUUUUCUUUUCGGCAGCGAACGGACGGAAAGGAGGCCUAGAUUAAUGACGAUGAGACAACGGCCUCUACCCAUGGAUAAUAGGGCAAACCUGGAUCGAUGAAGCACGACCUUCGAUGAAUCAAACACGGUAUUGGUGGGUUUCUAUUUUGUAAUCUCAGUUUCGACCAUAUGAAUGCUAGCUUAUAACCUAUUUUGUGCACCUAGUCUUCUAAUUCCCUUGCAAAAGGUGAAUCAGAGGCAGAGGACGGCAGGGGACGGUCCAAACCGGAAGGAAACUGGUAAACUGGACUGGCUAGGGACAGGGGUGAGUUUCCAGUUGAAGAAUAAAUUUUAAAUUUAUGUUGCAUAUGAGAUGAUUUCUGAGUUAAUGAACGCAUAGGAGUAUUUGUAUUUCAAAAGGGAUGAAUCAUGGUUUAAAGAAUAUACAAAAAUCUGUAAGCACUCAAGCUAAAUGUUAUUGCUAAAUCACAUACGUAUGUCCAGUUCAGUUUCAUAUUCCGUUCUGUCCUGUUAGUGUCGAAUUUGCAUAACUAUCGUUUUGGAUGCUUGAUUCUAGGAUUUGGAUGAGUUGGAAACAAAGUUUGUCUCCCCACCGUGUUAGUAAUAGUUGGGACCUUUUUGAGGAGAAAUGACUUCAAAAGAUGUAAGACUUGUGUUUUAUAUUAUCACUAAGGAAUUUGUUGGUUUUCAUUAGUGCUACAGAGUUUAACCCAUACUCUACUAUUCUAGCACUUGAAUGCAUGGAUCCCGGUUGAUACAAUAUAUCAAAUUAAACAAUCUUCAUAUCGUUUUAGUAUUAAUGUUGUAAUGCUUCAGAGAGUUUAAAUUCAUUGUAGUUGCUUCUGAUGUCUGUCAUCUUUCUUACUAGGGGCAUCUACUGGCUACAAAAUUGUUUGCAAGGGAAUUGCAUCCCACCUUGGUUACUGAUUCUAAAGCCUAUGUAAACCUGAUCAUUUUAACUUAGGUUAUCUUGUUCUUGUUGUGUUGUGUGGUUCUGGAGUAUGUGUUAUUCUUCUUGCUCUUUCUGGUUAAGUAUUGGAAAAUGGAAUUGGCAUGCUAGCUGCCUAAUUAACUUUCAUAGAGAAAAUGGAUCUUUAGAAGUUUCUAGUGAAUGACAGAUAUGGCAGCCUUGUACAUAUAGCUGUAGAUAACUAUCUCAUUUGCGUUGUGUUCCCUGAUGAUCUUCCACUGUUAAUUGCUAAGAAUAAUGGAAUUGGUACUAUUAUCGUAUGAGGAAUGAACAUGAUAAUUUUUUUUUACUGUGGUGUGAUGUUCAGACUAAAAUUUCCUUGACAGUGAGGUUAUUGUGUGAACAGGAAAUGGGUAGGCAUUGUCAAGACCUCUAUAUAGGAGACUGCCUCUUUGUGAUGAAUGAUUUGUUGCUUCAGAGCAGGUGUUGUGUUCGUGGGUCGAUGGAUGUCGUAGAGCGUAGGGGAUUGUGCGAGUAGGACAACCUUGUGCUUCCGACUACGCGCAUAGGUAUGGCUGCAUAUGAAGUAUGUGACAAUGUAGUGUAUAACGAAAGAAGGCCUGAAUAAUUUUCUUUCGUGUGUGACGAACCUGACUGCAGUGGAAGGGCUUGAUGCCUAGAAGAGGGCCUUUGCUCUUAGACUCCAGAAUAUAGAGGCCAUGCCGCAGCAACAGUGAGUGACCACAACGUAGAGAUGGCAUAUAAAGAUUCUCAUUUUCUUUCGUCUCUUCUGCAGUUGCCAUAAUCAGAACCAAGUGACCUCUUUUGUUUCAUAGCCUUCCUGCUCUGAAAACAUGUAUGUCCUUCUAAGUUAGUGUACCAUGGUAUUGCAAAGAAACCAGUGAAGAUAAUCUUCAACGUAUCUCUAUUGUAAUCCUAAUCUCAGUCCUAGUAUUAUGGAACUAGAUGGCUAAACGUCGCCCUAGUUUUGUUUAUCGCCCUAACAAAAAAUAAAAAAUAUUACUAACUUGUCCUUUAUUUAAUUUUUUUAUGAUUUAUUUAAUCAAUUUAAAUUCAACGAAAAUAACUCUUCAAUUGCUAAUCCUCCAACAUCGCUCGCCGCCGCGUCUUCAAAAUCCCUUCAUCGGCAUCCUUCUCCAACUGCAUCUGGCCGUCGUUCCUACUUCCCGGUCGUCUCUCUCCAAAAUAUAGGGGCGAAUAAUUAGUUGGAGAUGAAGGCCUUGGGAAGUUUGAAUUCAACCGAUCUCUCAUCCAAGAAAGGGAUGGAUGCAUGGUUGUGUGCUGCCUUUUCAUUCACUGCUUGUCGUUCGAAAUGAAAAAAUUGAAUUGAU